This is a messenger RNA of Limulus polyphemus (Atlantic horseshoe crab), 2178 nucleotides long. RefSeq names its product forkhead box protein A1-A-like (gene fkh). Gene Ontology annotation, biological process: anatomical structure morphogenesis; cell differentiation; regulation of transcription by RNA polymerase II. The coding region runs from base 477 to 1961 and encodes 494 amino acids. NCBI's taxonomy places the organism in Eukaryota, Metazoa, Arthropoda, Merostomata, Xiphosura, Limulidae. The transcript has a single exon. Gene Ontology annotation, molecular function: DNA-binding transcription factor activity, RNA polymerase II-specific; RNA polymerase II cis-regulatory region sequence-specific DNA binding. The record is from RefSeq and is a predicted model, not a curated record.
UAGGGCUGGUACUCGAGCGUUGCUAGUGAAUCUGAAGCGGAACGUUCUGUUGCCAGGCAAUUGGGAGUCCCACAACUCCAGUUAAUCUAUAGGCAGAAAGAUCGGGCCUGGCAGGCAAGAUAUCCCCGGACCGACACUCGAGUGUUUACCUGUGACGGUGUGAGUAUACUAGCCCCCUUGACUAACGGUGCACAUGGUAUAACGUUGUUUCUGUGUUCUGCUGUUUGAUGAGAAAACACUGUUAACCAAAGGGGGAAAAAAUACUACCUCAAUAUCUGACAACUGUAUCUGUAUACAGAAAUAUAGUUGAUCUACAGGAAAAAAAAGUCACCACUAAUAACUCGACGAAAACGAUGCAAGUAUUUAGUAAUAUCGAGCUUCACGUGGGUCUCUAGGUAGGAAAGGUUCUUCAAGUUUCAAUUUUAUUUAAAAGUUCAAUGCUGUUCAAUAUCUAAGAAGCGGUAAUCUGACGUGCAAUGACGAUGUUAUCGCAAAAGAGCUAUCAGGAUGUAUCAUGUAGUAUGAACACCAUGCAGUCAAUGAACAGUAACUACAAUAUAAAUAAUCCUAAUGCUAACUCCAUCACCAUGGCUACCAUGAAUAUGAGUUAUUCUCCUCAAGGAUUUGGUGCUAAUGUGAUGCCUCCGAAUGCCAUGGGAGGCAUGGGGACUUCUGCAGCCAUGGGGAUCGGGAUGGGAGGAGGAUCUCCUUGCAUGAGCCAGGUUCCCCAGAGCUGCCCGCUCGGAGCAGGUAUGAACUCCUUAAACAUGGGGAUGAACGGGAUGUCUGGCCAGUCCUGCGUGGGGGCUGUGCCCGGGAUAAACUCCAUGGUUCCCGGCCGAGAUUUCACGGUCUCGGGCCAUCAUACCGCCUCGCCUACCGGCUCCGACCCAGGCAAUGGACCAGGAGGUGGCUCAGUGCUACAGCGGGCUCGUACGGAGAAGUCUUAUCGGCGCGGUUACACGCACGCCAAGCCCCCGUACUCGUACAUCUCGCUAAUUACCAUGGCCAUUCAGAAUAGUCACUCCAAGAUGCUGACACUCAGCGAGAUAUACCAGUUCAUCAUGGACUUGUUUCCUUACUACCGGCAGAAUCAACAGCGCUGGCAGAAUUCCAUUCGCCACAGCCUUAGUUUCAAUGACUGCUUUGUGAAAGUGCCCCGGACGCCGGACAAGCCUGGCAAAGGUAGCUUCUGGACGCUACACCCGGACUCGGGUAAUAUGUUCGAGAACGGCUGUUACCUACGUCGCCAAAAGAGGUUCAAAUGCGAGAAGAAAGAAGCUCUAAGAAAAGCACAAAAGAUCAUUCAAGAUGGUCCGCGAAAUCGAGAACAGCAAAGUCCAGAUUCCAGUUCCUCCUCUCCAGGAACGAAGUCAAUCGACUCUACCACUUUUUCUGCAGAUAUGUCAUCUCCUCCUCCAAGACACCACCAGCAACAACAGAAUCCCCGCCAGCAACAGUACCAUCAUCCUCAUCAACAGCUUAUGUCUCCCAGUACCACACCUACCUCGCUUCCAAAUAAUCCCCCUCAUCUGAUUUCCGUGUCGAACACUGACAAUUACAACGGUCACAUACUCGAUGGAGGACAGAGCUGUAAACCAGAGAGUUCUUGUUGUAGCCCCUCAGCAACAAUGAAUCAACACGCACAGCAUACGACUGUUAUGGAUCAUCAUUCUCAGGAACAAAUAGGCCUUUUCUCACGUAGUCUAACUGACAUUGUAUCUCUCCAUACUCCUCUUUUGACCACUGGGCAUCUGAAACAGGAUCCACAUUACAAUCCUUCCAAUCAUCCAUUUUCUAUAAACAAUAUAAUAUCGAAUGAGAACAAGGCUGAAAUGAAACUUUAUGAAAUGUCUCAAUACGGAGGUUACGGUCCGUUGUCUCCUCUUGCACCCAACGACACCUCCUACUACCACCCGUCUUUAUACGCAGUGCACCCUUCUGCAGCUUCCAGCAUAUGAGUCGACCACUGACCACAGGAAAAGGACAGUUAAGUGUGGUUUUUAAAUGUUUAUUAAACUCAGAAAAGGGAGAGGUACAACAAUAGGUAAAAUGGACACUGUUUUUACCGUGUGGUCUCUCACAUAUAUCUUCACCAAUGACAGACCACCAAGACUAACUGUAGGUUGCAUAAGCAUUUAUGUUGUACGUUUCUUUUGUUUAAAUACAUACGUGCAA